UCUGGGGUGGUCUCAUUUUUCUUCCUUCUUGCGCGCAAUUUCUACUCUAAUGAACUUUAGUGGUAUAUAUAAAAGUGUUUUCUGGUAAUGUGUAAUUAACAACGUUAUAGCAAAUCGUCAACAUCUAUAGCUAGCUUACCUAAACUAGUAAAAAGCUUUGCGGGAUAACAGCUGACAUGGACAAGCACAGCAUCAAACUCUGCCUGCUGCUCAGCACUCUGGCUGUAUCAGUGCACACUUACCAGUUCUUAAAGGCGACCGUGUACUGGGAUGCUGCCCAGAAAAGCGUGAUCCUGAAGGACGGGGUAAUGGACACAGACGGUGGAGCGUAUGGUUACUUCAAUGACACCCUGCUCCUCUCUGGAUGGGGCGUCCUAGAGAUCUGUGCAGGUUAUGGAGGAAUCAAUGCACAGGAAGAUGAGACCACUUUCUUCCUGGCUGGGUAUCUGGAAGGUUACCUCACUGCUGGGCAGAUGUUUGAUCAUUACUCCAAUAUGUACCCUCAACUUAUAAAAGAUGAAAAGGUUUUGGAUCCCCUGAAAAGGUUUUCAGGUACUUUCUGUAAACAGGACCAGUGGUCCAGAGAACAGGUGAGACUGAGGAGAAACAGUGACUCUCUGUGGAAACACCUAGGACUGAUCCUGGCUCAGCUUGACGGCCUCCGUGCCGGAGCAGCGCACUGGGCCAAAGACAAACACAGAGAGCCUCUGCCAGCUUUUGCAGUCCAGUUUCUGAACGGCAUUGGUGACCUGCUGGACCUGGUCCCAGCUCUGACCCGUCGUGCCAACUCCUCCACAGAGGCUGGCACUUUCAGGAUGCCAGGAAUGGGCCACUGCACUGCUCUCAUAAAGGUGCUGCCAGGCUUUGAGAACCUGCUGCUGGGCCACUCCAGCUGGUACACCUAUGCAGCCACCAUGCGAAUCUAUAAACACUGGGACUUCAGGGUGUCUGAGUCACACACUGCCACUGGAAAAAUGUCAUUCAGCAGUUACCCUGGCUUCCUGAUGUCUCUAGAUGAUUUCUACCUGCUUGGGAGCGGACUGCUGAUGACUCAGACCUCCAUUGGUGUGUUCAACACCUCUCUGUUCUCCCAGCUAAGCCCCCACAGCCUGCUGGCUUGGCAGAGAGUCCGCUUGUCCAAUAACCUCGCCCACAAUGGACAGGAGUGGGCGCAAAUUUUCUCCAAAUAUAACUCAGGUACUUAUAAUAGCCAGUACAUGGUAGUGGACCUGCACAGGAUCUCUCUGGGUCACAGUAUCAGGGACGGAGCUUUAACCGUGGUGGAGCAGAUUCCCGGGAAGGUGGUGUAUUCUGAUCAGACUCCAGUUUUACGCAGAGGUUAUUGGCCGUCCUACAACAUACCGUUUCACCUUGAAAUCUACAACCUGACUGGGUACGGUGUCAUGUGGAAGAGCUACGGCGUUGACUUCUCCUACGACCUUUGUCCCAGAGCCAAAAUCCUCCGCAGAGACCAGGCCAAAGUGUUUGACCUCAACUCGCUCAAACACCUUAUGAGAUACAACAAUUACAAGAGGGACCCUUACUCUAAAGGCCAUCCCUGUAAAACCAUCUGUUGCCGGAAUGACCUGAGAUCAAGGACGCCACGUCCAACAGGUUGUUAUGACACUAAGGUGACAGACUACCAGAUGGCUCUCCAGCUGGUCUCAGAGGCAAUAAAUGGUCCAACUAUGCAGAGGGAUCUGCCUCCAUUUUCGUGGCAGUUCUUCAACCUCACUAUGCAUCGUAGUCUUCCACACACUUACAACUUUUCUUUUGUCACUAUGAAGCCCACGCUCCGUCAACCUUAGGAGUAGUAAACUGGAAACACCUAUCCAUAGGAAGGCCAUGUUUGAGUAUUUACUAUUUGUUUUUGCAUGUGUGCAGGUCAUGCACUUUUGGCAAUGCAUAAUUGUGUGUUUCA
Betta splendens (Siamese fighting fish) is the source of this 1921-nucleotide messenger RNA. RefSeq names its product phospholipase B-like 1. The record is from RefSeq and is a predicted model, not a curated record. Gene Ontology annotation, biological process: phospholipid catabolic process. The transcript is spliced from 11 exons. Gene Ontology annotation, molecular function: glycerophospholipase activity. Gene Ontology annotation, cellular component: extracellular region. NCBI's taxonomy places the organism in Eukaryota, Metazoa, Chordata, Actinopteri, Anabantiformes, Osphronemidae. Bases 177 to 1808 code for a protein of 543 amino acids.